Tetrahymena thermophila SB210 is the source of this 1635-nucleotide messenger RNA. Its product is annotated as small ribosomal subunit Rsm22. Lineage: Eukaryota; Ciliophora; Oligohymenophorea; Hymenostomatida; Tetrahymenidae. The record is from RefSeq and is a predicted model, not a curated record. Gene Ontology annotation, cellular component: mitochondrial small ribosomal subunit. The transcript has 3 exons. Gene Ontology annotation, molecular function: structural constituent of ribosome; methyltransferase activity. Gene Ontology annotation, biological process: translation.
AUGAAAUAAAGGAUUAAUAUUUUGUUAUAGGGAAAUUAAGUCAAAUAUUAUUUUGCAAGAGCAUUUAAUAAAGGGCAGGUUUAAAAAGACAUCAGCUAGAAGUUGAAUGAAAAAAAGAAGAAAACUGAAGAGUAGAAGAAGAUAGAAGGAGCCAUUUUACAUGAUAAGGAAAGUAGAAAAGAAAAGGAUUCUGAAGAAAUAGAUUAGUUAUUUAUGGCAAAAUGUCAUUUAGAUGUUUAAAGAUUCCCAGAAAAAGCUUUAAAAAGAGCUUAGCAAGUAUUUUCUAAGUAUCCUCAUAAAGAACUGAGAGAAAUGGGAGUUAAUUUUAUGAAAAUGUAUUAAUAAAUGCAUGCUGUAGAAAAACCAAGCGAUAUUAGUUAAACUGAGUUAUUUGCAAAUACAGAUCAAUUGCUAUAAUCAAGCGAUAAUCCUGAAUAAAUCAUUUACUUAAGAAGAAGCGAAGAAACUUAAGAAGAAAUGGAUGAAAAGGUGAAAUUAAAAAGAAAAUUAAAAGCUGAAAAAGCUUAAAAUAACAAAGAUGAAGAAACUCAGCAAGAGAAAGAUUAAAAUUCUACUGAAUAAGAAAGCGAUGAUUUGGUAGAUUUAACAAAAGACGAGCCUAAAUUUAAAAGUAAUGCAAAUAACAAUAUCAAACUGAGUUUAUUUGAAUACAGUUAAAAUUCUUCUGUUGCUUACUUGUUGAGAAAAGCCCCUCACACUUUUUCUGUUGCUUGUAGAAUAUUAACUGAAAUUAGAUACAGGAUGCCUAAUUUUAAUCCUCAAACUUUUUUAGAUUUUGGUGCUGGUUUAGGCAGUGGAAGUUUGGCUUUUUAAGAUAUUUUCCCAGAAUGUAAGAAUAUAGUUGCAUGUGAACCUUCAAAGAAUAUGAGAAAGCUUGGAAAACAUAUGACAUAAGAUAUUCCAAAUUUAGUUUAUGUUGAAAAUUUAGCUUAAACAAUAUCUUUACCUUAUGCAGUAGAGUUCGAUAUUGUAUUUAUAUCACACGUUUUACAAGAAGUUCCAUCAGUUGAAGCUCGUAAGCUCAUUAUCGAUAGUUUGUGGAAUAAGGUCAAAAAAGGAGGUAUUAUGAUUUUUGUAGAAAAUGGAACUCCUAAGGGUUUUAGAUUUGCUCAUGAUUUUAGAAGAUAUAUAUUAGAAAAUAAAAAAAGUGAUGAUCCCUAUAUUGUUGCUCCUUGUCCUCACUAAGGACCAUGUCCUUUGGCUGCUAAAGCUGACACUUGGUGCCAUUUUGAAUAAAAAGUAGGAAAAUACCCAAAGUCUGUUUUCUCAAAGUUGCCUACUGAAAAAUAAUUUGACAAUGAAAAAUUCUGCUUUAUGGUGAUACAGAAAGGAGUUAAAUAAGAAGAAAGAGAUGAAGAUAAUUCACAAACUUUUGCAGAAAAAUCUUUCUUCUGGGAUAGAAUUCUUUUCCCUAUAAUGAGGAGAUCCAAACAUUUCGUAUAUGAUUUAUGUACACGAGAUGGAGAUUUCGAAAGAAGAGUAACUGCUAAAUCACAUGGAGAUGAAGAAUAUAAAACUAUCAAAAAACUUUCAUGGGGUGAUUUGUGGCCUUUUUUCAAAAGAAUACCUAACAAAUUUAGAAAAGAAGGACCAAAAGGACCAAGAUUGUGGUGA